AUGAGUGAAAGAUAUAGUCAUAUUAUUCAAGCAUUAGGUCAAUCAACAUUUGAUAAAAUUCAAACAUGUAAAAUAUUAGUUGUUGGUGCUGGUGGUAUUGGUUGUGAAUUAUUAAAAAAUUUAGUAUUAACUGGUUUUAAAAAUAUUGAUAUAAUUGAUUUAGAUACAAUUGAUAUUAGUAAUUUAAAUAGACAAUUUUUAUUUAGAAAACAACAUAUUGGUAUGUCAAAAGCAAAGAUAGCAAAAGAAUCAGUAAUGAAAUAUAAUGAACAAGUGAAUAUAACGGCACAUCAUGGUGAUGUUAAAUCUAGUGAAUUUGGUAGUGAAUUUUUUAAACAGUUUGAUUUGGUAAUGAAUGCAUUGGAUAAUAUUAGUGCACGUAGACAUGUCAAUAGAUUAUGUUUAUCAGUGGAUGUACCAAUGAUUGAGAGUGGUACAGCAGGUUAUUUAGGACAAGUUAGUGUAAUAAGAAAGGGUAAAACCGAAUGUUUCGAAUGUCAACCAAUUGCAGUACCAAAACAAUUUGCAGUUUGUACAAUUAGAACUAACCCAUCUGCACCAAUUCAUUGUAUAGUUUGGGCUAAAAUGUUAUUUGGUAAAUUGUUUGGUCCAAAGGAUGAUGAUGGUGGUGGUGAUUCAUCAUCGUUGACUGAUUUAGACAAUAAUAUAAUUCAUGGCACUGAGGAAUUGGGUAAUAUUAAAAGGGAUGAACAAUUAUUGAUAGAGAAGGAAAAGGGUUUCAAACGUUGGGUAUUUCAUAAGAUAUUUCAUACAGAUAUAGAAACAUUAAUUCAUAUGCCCGAUUUAUGGAAAGAUAAACAACCACCAACUUCAUUGAAAUUGGAUGAGAUUUUAAGUUCAAAAGAGGUCUCUCAAGCAGAGGAAGAAGGUGAUCAAUUGAUAUUUAAAUUACCUGACCAAAAACAAUGGACUUUCAAAGAGAAUGUUGAGGUGUUUUUAGAUUGUUUAGAAAAGUUGAAACAACAAUUCGAUCAGUCCAACUCAAAGCCAAUGACAUGGGAUAAAGAUGAUGAAUUGGCAUUGAGUUUUGUUUGUUCCGCUUCGAAUAUUCGUUCAAAGAUAUUUGGUAUACCAAUGAAGAGUAGAUUCGAUGUUAAAUCAAUGGCUGGCAAUAUUAUACCCGCAAUUGCAACUACCAAUGCUGUAAUUGGUGGUUUAAUAGUUAUGGAGGCAAUCAAAGUGGUCGAUGGUAGAUUCGAUCAAUGUCUUUCCACUUACCUCUAUCAAUUACCCUCGGGUAAGAGAUUACUAAUGCCAACUCAAUUAGAACCUCAAAAUCCAAAAUGUUUUGUUUGUAAUCGUUCUUUCAUCAUUUGUCGUUUAAAUACUGAAAAAACUACAAUCUCUCAAUUCAUUGAUCAUGUUUUAAAGAAAUCUUUGGCUGUAAAUGAACCAAUUCUAACCGUUGGUAAUGAUAUAAUCUAUGAAGGUGGUGAUCAAGAUCUAUCAAAAGAAGAGAUUGAACAACGUUCAAAAAUCGAAAAGAAAACUUUAGCAACUCAUCGUUUAACAAAUGAUACCUCACUUGUUGUAGAGGAUUAUAAUCAAGAUUUUCAAAUAACAAUCACUAUUCAACAUACUACAGAUUUCGAUGAAGAUACUAAAAAAUUAAAAAAACAACAACAAAAAGAAAAAGAUCAAAAAGAAGGUAAAACUACUACAAUUGAAAAAGAAGAAGAUGAUAAAUUCUUUGAAAUUAUUGGUAAAACUUCUCAAACAACAACAACAACAACAACCACAACAACAACUACAGAAUCUGACAAUAAUAGUAAUAAUAAUAAAAAUAAUAAUAAUAAUAAUGAUGUUGAAGAGGAUGAUGGUUUUAUGUUUAUUGAAGACCAACCAUCAUCCACAACUACUUCAUCUGCAACACCAUCAAUUAGUAAGAAGAGAAAAGAAAUUGAUACAAAUGAAUCUGAAGAUUUAGAUUCCUCUAAAAAAUUAAAAUCAAAUUUACAAGACUAA
This is a messenger RNA of Dictyostelium discoideum AX4, 1986 nucleotides long. It is a transcript of the gene uba2, whose product is annotated as sumo-activating enzyme subunit 2. Bases 1 to 1986 code for a protein of 661 amino acids. Lineage: Eukaryota; Evosea; Eumycetozoa; Dictyosteliales; Dictyosteliaceae. Gene Ontology annotation, molecular function: ubiquitin-like modifier activating enzyme activity; SUMO activating enzyme activity. Gene Ontology annotation, cellular component: nucleus. The record is from RefSeq and is a predicted model, not a curated record. The transcript is spliced from 2 exons. Gene Ontology annotation, biological process: protein sumoylation.